AUGUGGGCUGUGCUGUGGCUGCUUCUGGCCCCUGGGGCAGACACUGCCAGCUCCAGGCAGCCCUGCUGCCUCGCUACGGCCGCCUGCCUCCUGGCCUUGGCAAUAGGUCAGGCCUGCAAUGAGGUGCAGGUAUUUCAGCCCGAGCACAGCACUGUGGGCAUGGCCCGGGUGCCCCGACUCCUCCUGGUGCAUGCUGUGGCUGCGCGUGUCCCGGCAUUGCGGCACACGCGGCCCUGGCUUGGCUGUUGCCCUGGCCACGCCACCAGCACCCACGUGCAUGACUACAUCAUGCAAGUCCCUUCUGCGAGAGGCUGCCGAAUCCGGCAGCCUGCCCGCAGCGUGCCCCCCGGCUGGACCCAUGCCGGCCGCGUGAACCCCAGCCACGAAGUGCAGCUGACCUUCGCCCUCCGGCAGCGAGGCACGGGGCGCCUUGCCCGGCUCGUCGAUGCCGUCUCAGACCCCCGCUCGCCACGAUACGGCCAGUACCUGUCCCUGGAGCAGGUGCGGGACUUCGUCCAGCCGUCCCCAGCCACACUUAUGGCAGUGCUGAAGUGGCUGCAAGGCUAUGGUGUUGAGGACUGCAGGAGUGUUACCACCCUGGAUUUCCUGGAGUGCUGCAUGCCGGUGAGCACGGCUGAGCACCUCCUGCCAGGGGCUGAAUUCCACCGCUACGUGAAGGGCCAGCGCAGCGUUGUGCGCUCCCCGCUCCCCUACACUGUCCCCGAGGAGCUGGCUGAGCACGUUGACUUUGUGGGUGGUCUGCACCGGUUCCCCACAGAGAGGAAGGUGGUCAGCAGAGCCUUGGCCAAGAAGGAAACGGAGUCAAGGGAGCACUAUGGAGGGAGAGCGGCUUUCCACCUGGGCGUGACGCCGUCCAUCAUUCGUAAGAGAUACAACAUGACAGGAGGAGACGUCGGGCUGCUGCCAAACAACAGCCAGGCCUGUGCCCAGUUCUUGGAACAGUAUUUCCACCAGGCUGACCUGGCUGAGUUUAUGCAGCUGUUCGGCAGCAGCUUUGGCCACCGCUCUCAGGUUGACCAAGUGGUUGGGCACCAGAGCAAGGGCAAGGCUGGGCUGGAGGCCAGUCUGGACGUGGAAUACAUCAUGAGCACGGGUGCCAACAUCUCCACGUGGGUCUUCAGCAAUGCAGGGAGGCACGAGAGCCAGGAGCCCUUCCUGGCCUGGCUGCUGCUGCUCAGCAACAUGUCAUCGCUGCCUCGGGUGCACUCUGUGAGCUACGGGGAUGAUGAGGACAGCCUGUCGCUAGCCUACAUGGAGCGUGUAAACGUGGAGUUCAUGAAGGCAGCUGCCCGGGGCUUGACCAUCCUGUUUGCCUCGGGUGACGAUGGCGCUGGGUGCAGAAGGGUGCCCGGCGGGAACCACACUUUCCGGCCCAGCUUUCCAGCCUCCAGUCCCUACGUCACCACCGUGGGCGGAACGUCCUUCAAGAACCCCUUCCUGGUGACUGCGGAGGUGACGGACUACAUUAGCGGCGGGGGCUUCAGCAACGUCUUCCCCAUGCCCGAUUACCAGGCCGCUGCAGUCAGGCGUUUUUUGGGCUCGGCCUCGAAGCUGCCUCCCAGUUCCUACUACAACAGCAGCGGCCGUGCCUACCCCGACCUGUCCGCCCUUUCUGACAACUACUGGGUGGUGACAAACCGCAUCCCGCUGCCCUGGGUGUCGGGGACAUCGGCGUCCACGCCCGUGGUGGGGGGCAUGGUGGCCCUCAUCAACGACCGGCGCCUGCAGCGGGGGCUCGCGCCCCUGGGCUUCCUCAACCCCGCGCUCUACCAGCUGCAGGAGCGGGGGCACGACGCUGCGCUCUACGACGUGAGCUGGGCCGGGGCCCCCCCCGAAGGGGCUCUCUCCAAUGGGGUCUACGUGCCCCCCAGCGCGGCCAACGGGGACGUGAAGCCGGUGGUCUCCACCACGCCGCUGGUGGACUUCCUGAUGCAGCUGGAGGACUACACGCCCACGAUCCCGGACGCCGUCACGGGCUAUUACCUCAACAGGGCGGGAUUCGAGGCCUCCGACCCACGCAUCAUCCGUUUGAUCUCUUUGGCCGCGCAGAAGUUUAUUUCUGACAUCGCCAACGAUGCGCUGCAGCACUGCAAGAUGAAGGGAACGGCCUCGGGCAGCUCCCGCAAUAAGAGCAAGGAUAAGAAGUACACGCUGACCAUGGAAGACCUGACACCAGCACUUGCAGAAUAUGGCAUCAAUGUGAAAAAGCCACAUUACUUCACAUAAAGACUGAGGGAUUGUCACUGGGAACUUUUUUAGGGUUGCUUCUGUGCCAUUAAACAGCUGGGUAGUUUUUUUU
Nipponia nippon (crested ibis) is the source of this 2320-nucleotide messenger RNA. The record is from RefSeq and is a predicted model, not a curated record. NCBI's taxonomy places the organism in Eukaryota, Metazoa, Chordata, Aves, Pelecaniformes, Threskiornithidae.